Messenger RNA from Theobroma umbraticum, 911 nucleotides. RefSeq names its product phosphopantetheine adenylyltransferase-like. Gene Ontology annotation, biological process: coenzyme A biosynthetic process. Gene Ontology annotation, molecular function: pantetheine-phosphate adenylyltransferase activity; dephospho-CoA kinase activity. NCBI's taxonomy places the organism in Eukaryota, Viridiplantae, Streptophyta, Magnoliopsida, Malvales, Malvaceae. The record is from RefSeq and is a predicted model, not a curated record.
CUCCCUCUGGUCUUCAUCUCUCGACAAUUUCCACUUUCCCAGCAGCCAAACAUAGAAUAUUCCACGUGCAGGUAUCUGAUCAGGCAAGCUAAUAGCUAAAAAUCAAGACAAAAGGAUGGCAAUUUUAGAGGAAUCAGUUGUGAAUUGGAAGAUUUCUCCGCCAAAUUCAUAUGGAGCUGUAGUUCUUGGCGGUACCUUUGAUCGCUUACAUGAUGGUCAUCGCCUCUUCCUUAGAUCGUCAGCUGAGUUGGCAAUGGAUCGGAUUGUGGUUGGAGUUUGCGAUGGUCCAAUGUUAACAAAUAAACAGUUCUCCGAUUUAAUACAGCCCAUUGAGGAAAGGAUGCAUAAUGUUGAAAGUUACAUAAAGUUGAUGAAACCUGAGCUGGUUGUGCAAGUUGAACCAAUUACAGAUCCUUAUGGCCCUUCAAUUGUUGAUGAGAAAUUGGAUGCCAUUGUUGUCAGCAAAGAGACAGUACCAGGUGGAAUAUCAGUCAAUAAAAAGCGAGCUGACAGAGGCCUUUCACAACUGAAGAUUGAAGUUGUAGAUCUAGUUUCCGAAGAGUCUAGCCAAGGCAAGCUGAGCUCAACAACAUUAAGGAAGCUUGAGGCUGAGAAGCCCAAAAAUCAACAGUCUGGGUAAGCUGACACUGGAAAGCCAAUGUUGGGAAGGCUAGGAAACCAUUUUUGAAGGUUUUAGCACAGUGUGCAGAAGACACAGUCUUCGAGUCACUGCAGCUUCAUGGAUAUACCGAGAAUUUCCAUACAAUAAAAGCAUUAAGCUUUCUUCUUCAAAGAACUACCCUAUGUAAUAUCUUUGAGUUCUGUACAUACUCUAAUCACAUUCUGCAAUGUGAUGUUAUUUUCUUUCAUAAUUAUGACGUCUCAAGAGCUAGCAAACUUUGUAGCCACAA